This is a messenger RNA of Gregarina niphandrodes, 2094 nucleotides long. RefSeq names its product endonuclease/exonuclease/phosphatase family protein. Gene Ontology annotation, cellular component: mitochondrion. The coding region runs from base 1 to 2094 and encodes 697 amino acids. Gene Ontology annotation, molecular function: 3'-5'-RNA exonuclease activity. The record is from RefSeq and is a predicted model, not a curated record. Gene Ontology annotation, biological process: nuclear-transcribed mRNA catabolic process, deadenylation-dependent decay. The transcript is spliced from 4 exons. Lineage: Eukaryota; Apicomplexa; Conoidasida; Eugregarinorida; Gregarinidae.
AUGAUAGCGCCCGCUGUGGCUGCCACCGACCUCCCCACGUGUGCCCCCAUUGGGCUGUGUUUGGUGUCGCAAGACAUUGAGGUUAUGGAGCUACAGUUCUACCAGCCUGUUGAGAAAUACGGUAUUCAGAAAAGUGUUGUUCUGAAACGAAAGCUGAAAGAGCCUUGCUCCCAGUGUUUUGGGAGACUCAGACUGAAGUUGGGUAAGUAUGCGGGCGUUCUCUCAGCAACUGGUCAGAACGGACAAAUAUUAUAUGCCGACGCGGUUCCUGGUGAGACGAACGAGCUGUGUCCGCAACUGGAUGUUCUGAUGUCAGAAUGCGAGGAGAUCCGGACGGAGAUUGCUUCCUGGAAGGUCAUUCAGAAUGUGGUGCCGCCUGGUGUUACGUUCAGCAUCCCCCAGUGCUUGUUCAGAAAUCAUCCGGCCAUUGUCUGCACCCCUUACUACUCGCAUAUGCAUGAUUUGGUGGCUGAGUGGUACUGCUUGAGUCGUGAAGAAACGCUCAAGCUAUACCCGCCUGAACUGGGCAACAGACUGCCGAAAACCAUCGAUGUACGUCUGCCUCAAUACUCGUCGACUGUUAAGCUGGGAGAGAGGGACCCUUCAGAAUUCGGGCGUCUGGUUGGGACCGGUCUUAUAUGGGAUGUGGCCAAGGACCUUGCAAUAGGCAGCAAUAUUGUCGUAAAGAUUAAACCGAGAGAGGAUUUGGGUAUAGACUCCUGGUUCGGAAUUACAAUAUGUGAUCACACAGUACUGGAUGACCCACCGCGUUCUGAGUGGGUUGAGGAUCGGUUGCGAUCGAUUAUUCCCCGGGUCGUCAACGGAGACCACACUAUUCGAGUGUGCUCAUGGAACAUUUUGGCGCCUGUAUAUGCAGCCACCUCUUUUGCUAAGGAGGAGAUGUUCCCUUUCUGCGCCGAAGAGGCUAUAUCAUAUGACUACAGAAAGCCGUUGAUUGCGCGGCACUUGGGCCUGAUGAAGGCUGAUGUGUUCUGCUUCCAGGAGGUGGGCGUGGAGGUGUUCCACUCUCUAUUGGUGCCUUAUUUAGAUGGCCACGAAGGAAGGUUUUUUGAGAAGAAGUCUAAGGCCGAGGAGGGUCUAGCUAUCUUUGUGAGACGAGAUCGUUUCCGGAUCUGUGAACAACAGCUAUUUACAUUCAAGAAGCAGUUUGUAACUAAUCCGGAGUACAGAGACAUAUGUGAGUCUUGUGAUCGAUUAUGGGGCGGCGACUUCACCGGGCGAGUCUUGGAGAGAAUGAGUUCGGUGGUGGGAGCCUUACGAGUUAUCGACACAGUCACCAAGAGGGACAUGGUGAUAGUAAACAGCCACUUUUAUUGGCAUCCAAUGGGUAGUCACAUUCGAGCUCUGCAGGCCUACUUUGCCGUUAACGAAGCUCUGAAAAUGACGAAGGAGCGCGGCUCGUUGAUUGUAGCAGGCGAUAUGAAUGCCGACAACGGUACGGCUGCAAUCGACUUGCUGCAGAAAGGCUACGUCGGACCAAACCAUCCGAGCUGGGCUCAGGCGGUUAGCUUCAAGUACGGUGGUUUCAGUGCCUCGGAAGACAACGGCCUUCCAGCCGAAACGUCAGACCCCACGUUCUUGCCCCAAGGGCCCGCCCUGGCAUUGCCCAAAGACCGAUUAUUGGCUUCUGCUCAGCUGGAACCUUUGGAGUUCACCAAUAACAUCGGGGUAUUCAAAGCAGUACUCGAUUGGAUCUUUUCCACAGAAGAGAGUCUUUGGUCGCUAAAGGGAGUGCCUGUAACCACCAUCGACACUCACGACCCCAGCAGCUUUUCCCAGCGAUCACAUACCGCUUUUGGUCGAAUUAAAAACUCCGAAAAAAUGACCGGCGCCGUGGCAGCGUACUAUGCAUCAAAGAUUGAACAAUUGCGGCAAGUCAUUGCGGAGAAGAUGAGCGAAACGCGCCGGCUUGAGGCCCAACGCAAUGAGCUCAACUUGAAAGUGCGAGAGCUUAAGGAAGAAGUAAGCGGACUACUCGAGCCUGCCAGCCACAUCGGAGAGGUCGUGAAACCCAUGGGAAAGGAGAAGGUUCUGGUCAAGGUAAGCAGGACUGGGUGGGUGUAUACACCCUAG